This is a messenger RNA of Trichoderma virens Gv29-8, 23877 nucleotides long. RefSeq names its product non-ribosomal peptide synthetase. Gene Ontology annotation, molecular function: catalytic activity; phosphopantetheine binding. NCBI's taxonomy places the organism in Eukaryota, Fungi, Ascomycota, Sordariomycetes, Hypocreales, Hypocreaceae. Gene Ontology annotation, cellular component: cytoplasm. Gene Ontology annotation, biological process: amino acid activation for nonribosomal peptide biosynthetic process; secondary metabolite biosynthetic process. The transcript has 3 exons. The coding region runs from base 1 to 23877 and encodes 7958 amino acids. The record is from RefSeq and is a predicted model, not a curated record.
AUGCAUCAUUUAAAAAAAAUUACACAAAGACUCUCUUACAAGAGUAAAGAGAAGAUUUACCCAUCAGGAUCUGGGAAUUAUAAACUUGAGGAAACUUCAACACCCUCAAGUGGUGGCAUGCACGACGAGAGCUUGGUCACAAUUGAAGCUAUUGACGGUUUCGAAAGUCUCCAAACGAAAAAUGAGGUUGCGGAUUACUGGCGAAAUAAGUUCUUGAAUUAUGAUGGUUCGACUUUCCCAACUAUCACAUUCCCAACAGAGUCUCUGCUCCUCGACAAUGAAAUGGAGUAUGAAAUCGCCCAUAACCAGGAUGAGUCUUCAAAUGUUCUACCAGCGACGAAGAUAUAUGCUGCAUGGGCUUUGGUUAUUGGACAAUUGGCCAACUCAACGGAUAUUGUAUUCGGCUCGGCUGCCGCGGAUUCUCAACAUGAAUUGACGUCGAGAACACCAAUUGCCCCAAUCCGUAUCUUGUUGGAUGCAGAUCAAACAAUAGUGGAUUACCUGAAGAUGGUAGAGCAAAAUAUAUUGGAAAUGGAACCUUAUAAACAUACUGGAUUACUCGAGAUUUCCAAAUCAUGUAUCCAGGCUGAGCGUGCCUCUAUGCUCCAAACAUUGUUUAUUAUUUCUUCACCAAAUGGGAAUGUCACUGGAUUCAGAAUGCUCGAUAAGAAAGAUUGGAAACCAAGUCAUGCUCUGUUAAUUGACGUCCACAUCAGCACAAGCAAAACGAAAAUCUACACGUUCUCUGAUUCGAGAGCUAUUAGCCCUUGCAUGUUGAAUCAACUUUUGCAGCGGCUAGAAGGUGUCGUGAAACAGCUGGAUAUUGAUAAGCCUGGUACGAAAGUCGCAGACAUCGACAUAAUUUCAGACAGUGAUUUAAAGGAAAUAUGGAAGUGGAAUGACUCAGUUCCUCAGACAAUCAGCCUGUCAGUGACAGAGAUGGUUGAAGAGCGAGCAAUGCUACAAAGAGAGGCUCUUGCAGUAUCUGCGUGGGAUGGAGAACUUACCUAUGGCGAACUUGACCGCUUGUCUUCCCAAUUGGCAAUUGAACUUGUCAAUCAUCCGUCAGGUGUGGAGCCCAACAAAAUUAUCCUUCUUCAUUUCGAUAAAUCAAUGUGGACGGCCGUCGCCAUGCUGGGUGUACUAAAAGCUGGGGCAGCUUUUGUGUUACUUGACCCCCUUCUCCCCGAGAAGCGAUUGCAAGCAAUUGUACAACAGACAAAGGCCGACCUUAUUUUAUGUUCCAUCUCCAAGACGGUUGUUAGCUCUAGGCUAGCUCGGGAGAUAAUAGCAGUUGGCCCAGAGCUCUUCAUGUCGCCAAAUGAUCUGCCAUCUAGGAGACUACCCCAUCCUAAUCCAUCAUCUCUUAUGUACGUCAUAUUCACGUCGGGAACUACUGGUGCGCCUAAAGGAGUCGCCAUCACUCACCAAAAUCAUGCAUCUGCACUACACUACCAAGCAAAGCUUAUGGGACUCACUUCUCAAUCAAGAAUUUACGACUUUUCUGCAUAUAGCUUCGACUUAACCAUAUUCAAUACCUUUUCUGCAUUUACAGUGGGUGGGUGCCUUUGCGUACCCAAUGAAGAACAACGGCGAGAAAAUCUCGCAGAGAGCAUAACAUCCUUCCGCGCGAAUUGGAUCUACCUCACCCCAACAGUUGCUCGACAACUAUCUCCUGGCCAAUUGCCUUACCUUCAAUCAAUGGUUUUGAUAGGAGAGGCCGUGCAUGCCAAAGACUUGAUGUCUUGGGUAGACCAGAUACGUGUUAUGAAUACGUAUGGACCAUCCGAAUGCACCACCGCCAGUACGAUUAACAUGAUGGUAUCUCCCUUAGAGAAAGCUACACGUAUAGGAAAAGGAAUUGGAAUGAACACAUGGGUUGUUGAUCCUGAUAAUCACAACAAGUUGAUGCCUAUUGGAUGUGUCGGUGAACUGCUCCUCGAGGGGCCCCUUGUCGGUAGUGGAUAUUUGGGAGAAUCAGUGAAAACAAAUUCGGUAUUCAUCAAAGACCCAAUAUGGCUGUGGAAAGGAUUACCUGGUAAACCAGGUCGACAAGGCCGUCUUUAUAAAACUGGAGACCUAGUACGGUAUCAUAAGGAUGGAAGUCUGUCCUUCGCUGGUCGGAAGGACAAUCAGGUUAAAAUUCAUGGUCAUCGAGUUGAACUUGACGAAAUUGAAGUUCGAUUGCAUGAAUACAUCACAGGGAUGGUCCACGCUACCGCAGAAAUUAUUGUCCCAAAGAAUUCAGGCCCAGUGCUAGUAGCAUUCCUCCAACCGAAGCAGGACAAAGCAGGUGCUGCAGUUGUGUCACAUCAAAUUCCUACGAUACACUCCAUCUCAACAGAAGAGAGAGGAAAUAUAGCGAGGCAUUUGCCUAGCUAUAUGGUGCCGAAUAUAUAUUUAACAAUGGAUGAGCUGCCCCUUACUGCGACAGGAAAAAUUGACCGCAAACGAUUGCGUGAAAUAGGUGGAGAAUUUACCUUGCAGCAGCUAGUUGAGCCACAGACGGUUGCACCAAAGCGUCGACCAAAAACAGCUGUUGAACGUCAACUGCAGAAGCUUUGGUCUCAAAUUCUCGGUAUUAGCCUCGAUAUUAUAGGCCUAGAUGACAGCUUUUUAAAAAUGGGAGGUGAUUCGAUCAGCGCUAUGCGACUAGUGGCAGAGGCUCGUAAGGCUGGUCUUCAUCUGUCAGUAGCUGAUAUUCUCCAGCAGCCCGUGUUCCAGGAAAUUGCGAACAAUGCUAUUCAAAUUAUGGGAAACUCGAAAUCAGAGCAACAUAUUGCACCUUUUAGUCUCCUAGGGAAAGCAACUAAUAUCGCUUCCCUUGUUAAUGAUCUCUCCUCCCUAUACGGCGUGGAUCCAUCACAUAUCAAGGACAUAUAUCCUUGCACGCCUCUUCAAGAAGGGCUUUUAUCUUUAUCUUCCAGAGCCGGGGAUUACAUUUUGCAAGCUGUCCUAGAAAUAUCCCCCAAGAUUAAUCUCGUGUCAUUCAAAAGGGCGUGGAAUGAAGUAUUCCAAACCACAGCAAUUCUUCGAACGAGAAUUGUGCAACACAGGAGCUUUGGUCUUCUACAAAUGGUUUUGGAUGGGCAACUUAAUUGGACUGAUAUCCCUGACGCCAGUUUGGAUCAAUUCCUUGAGAAUGACAAAAAUAUUGAUAUGGGAAUUGGCCAGCCGCUUACACGUUUUGCACUUUUACGCGACAGCAUGGGUACCGCCAAAUGGUUUGUUUGGACAGUGCAUCACAGUCUGUACGAUGAGUGGUCUCUGUCUCUUCUUUUAGACAGAGCAAAGCAAGCUUAUGAAGGCCAAGAAAUCGAGGAGCCAUCUCCGUUCCAAUUGUUCAUUAAAUAUCUUCAAGUCCAAGACAAGGACGCAAGAGCAAACUACUGGCGCGAAACCUUUCGCCAAUGUGAAGCAGCGCUAUUCCCCAUUCUCCCGCCUUCCGUUGAUCGUCCCGCGACUGAUAGCGUGAUUGAAUACCCGCUUGCGCAUUCCCAUUUGGAACAAAGAUUUUCGGACAUCACUGUCUCAACACUUGUCCGUGCCUCAUGGGCCAUGAUUGCUUCUCAGAUGACCAACUCGGACGAUGUGGUAUUUGGUGCUACUGUGUCCGGGAGAAGCGCGCCUGUUGCUGGGAUUUACGCUGUUCCUGCUCCCACAAUCGCGACUAUUCCUAUUCGCAUUCAAAUACCAUCCAGGGAACGAAAGAUUCUCGAAUACUUGGAAACAGUACAAAAACAAUCAAUUGAGAUGAUCCCAUUCGAGCAAACAGGAUUACAUCAAAUUGCUAAAAUAUCUUCCGAUGCCAAACAUGUUUCUGGCUUUCAGACUCUACUUGUCAUUCAAACAAAUGGCAAUGGAGAAACACAAGAUGUCUUUGGCAAAUGGAAGCUUGGUAACACUCAGCAAUCAUUUAAUACCUAUGCUUUAAUCCUUGAGAUACAGCUUAAACCGAGGUCCAUCUCGGUGAGAGCAAGUUUCGAUUCAAAGGUUAUCAAACCGUGGAUUGUACAAAAGAUGCUUGAACGCCUUGACUAUGUCAUGGCUCAGCUUGAAAAUGUUGGCCAAACGCUGAGCGAAGUGCAGAUGCUCACCUCUUCUGACUUGAAGCAAAUCCAAAUAUGGAAUGCUGCCGUUCCGCCGACGGUUGAACAGUCUAUUCCUGAGCUGCUCCAGAAGCAAACUCGAGCCCAGCCCGACGCAACAGCCGUAUGUGCAUGGGAUGGGGAAAUUACAUACCUUGAAUUGGAAAGGCUUGCUACAAGUCUUGCUGGUCAUCUGGUUGGCCUUGGAGUUUGUCCUGGGGUGCUGGUGCCGGUGCACUUUGAAAAAUCUAUGUGGACGACCGUUGCAAUCCUCGCUAUCCUUAAGGCAGGGGGUGGCUUUGUGCUGCUGGACCCAUAUCUUCCUGAGCAGCGUCUCCGAGAAAUCAUACGACAAAUCGAGGCCAAGUUCAUCUUAUCUUCGGUCUUAUACCGCGACGUCAGUCAGGGCUUGACUGACCAUGUUAUAACUGUGAACGCCAAUUUUUUCGUCAAUCUUCAACCAUCCAUCCAACACCUUGGAAACCCUGAUCCCUCAUCUACUGCCUAUGUGAUAUUCACAUCUGGUAGUAUGGGUGUUCCAAAAGGUGUACUAAUCACUCACAAAAACGUUGCAUCUGUCGUACCACAACAUAUAAGAAAACUAGGCUACAGUAGCCAUUCCAGGAUAUACGACUUUGCAUCCUACAGUUUUGGAGCCGCUAUUAACAACGUGUUAGCGGCCCUCAUUUCUGGUGCGUGCCUGUGUGUACCGAGUGAUAAUGAUCGACGAAGCAAUUUGGCAGCCAGCUUGGUAUCGCUCCGUGCUUCUGUAGUACUACUCACCCCCUCAGUUGCUGAGUCUUUAUCCCCUCAAAAGGUCCCUAACCUCCGUUGUAUUAUUUUUGGAGGUGAAGCAGUUCGAAUGAAAGAUGUCGCCCCAUGGUGGGGCCACGUCCAGGUUAUUACCGCAUAUGGCUCAAGUGAAGUCACUACGAUUAGUACAAUCAAUGCAGAUGCUACUUGCGCUGAGGAGGCUACUCACAUUGGGAAAGCCGUUGGCGGUGUCAGCUGGAUAGUAGAUCCAGAUGACCAUGAUUGUCUUCUACCACCCGGGUGUGUUGGCGAACUCUUGCUGCAGGGACCUUUGGUUGGUCGAGGCUAUCUUGGUGACAUCGACAAGACUGAAAAAGCCUUUAUUGAGAGUCCUCGCUGGCUAAAACACGGUGCAAACAACAGUGAGAAUAGUUCUACCAGAGUCUACAAGACUGGUGACUUGGUGAGAUAUAAUGAAGAUGGGAGCCUGUCAUACGUUGGCCGUAAAGAUGCGCAGGUGAAGAUACGUGGCCAACGGGUUGAACUUGGCGAAAUUGAAACGCUGGUUCAAGAAUAUUUACCGGACGCAAAGCAAAUUGUUGCUGAGGUCAUCUUGCCGCAGGCAGAAAGACCUACACCAGUCCUUGUGGUGUUUACCGAGCCCAGAAUAGUUUCAGAAACUACAGAGGAAGUGACGCUCCUUCGGAUACCAUCAGAUGUCGAACUGAGACUCGCUGAAUACCUGCCGAUGUACAUGAUACCAUCAGUUCUCUUCUUAGUCAGAGAGCUUCCAAUGACUCCUACAGGGAAGAUGAAUCGGAGACGACUGCGCGAGAUUGGAGCUACAUUUACAAUGAAGAAACUAGUGGAAAUACAGACAGGCGAAGGAACAAAGCGGCCACCAACCACAAGACUGGAGCAACAAAUCCAGGCAGUGUGGUCCGAAGUUCUUAACAUUGAUGUCUCCAAGAUCGGAAUAGAUGAUAGUUUCUUUCAGCUUGGUGGUGACAGUAUCACUGCGAUGCAAGUAGCAUCUUUGGCUAAUAUGCGAUUGUCAAUCCAACUGCGAGUCAUCGACAUAUUAAAGGAAAAGAAUAUCUCUAACAUCACCAGAACCAUCAAUUCAGCUGCCUCUUCUGCAUUAGUUAGCAGCCAAACCAAUCUUAUUCCAAAGGCGCAUAUAAGAUCAUCUCAUCUCAGCCCCAUUCAGAGGCUGUAUUUUCAUCUUCAGAAAGAUCCAACUGUUUGCUUCGAUCAAUUCUUCUAUCUAAAAUUAAGGCGAGACAUUACAGCAGAAACUUUAUACAGCGCACUCGAAAUUAUUGUUCGUCGGCAUGACAUUCUGCGUGUCCGGUUUAAGAGAAACGAGUCCGGCGAUGCCUGGGAGCAACAUAUAUCCAACCGCGUUUCUGAAUCAUUCCAUCUCGAUGUCAAAGAUUUUUCGGAUUCUCAAUCAGCAGCUGUGAUUAUUUCCCAGUGUCGUGGGCGUUUAGAUGUACAGAAUGGCCCAAUCUUAUCCGCAGUGUUGUUUAAUAACACCAUCGAUGGCCAGACGUUGUUUAUUGACAUUCAUCAUCUUGUUGUUGAUUUGGUAUCAUGGCGGAUUAUUCUGAGGGAGUUGGAAGACAUCUUGACAAAUGAGACAAUCAUGACACCGGCGCCUUCUGUGGACUUCCAGCAUUGGAUCACUCUCCAAGCUCAAUAUGCUGGUCAAAUGUUACAAGCUACUACUGGCACCUUUACCCAGCCAAAAUACCAGGAAACCCUUGAUUACUGGGGAAUGAGCAACUUGACUGAAAACACACGAGAUGGAACUAUAGUCGAGAAAUUUUCCAUUGAUGAAUCGGCAAGCUCAAUCAUUUUAGGUCGAGGAAAUAGUAUAUUCAAUACCCGUCCUCUUGAUCUAAUAAUCUCCGCGCUCAUAUUCUCAUUCGGUCGCACAUUUCACGAUCGUACUCCUCCUACUAUUUUUAGCGAGGGCCAUGGUCGCGAGACAUGGGACGACAAUAUUGAUAUCUCAACAACUAUAGGCUGGUUUUCGACUAUUUUUCCCGUACAGAUCGCUGGUAAUGCGACAUAUAGCCUUGCAGAUAUCAUUCGCCGCACAAAAGAUUCUAGACUAAGGCUGGCAAAAAAUGGCUGGGAAUACUUUACAUCUCGUUUCGCCGAUGAAGCAAAUUCUGUAGUAUUCGCUAAAGAGUAUCCAGUCGAAAUAAUGUUCAACUACGCUGGCGUGUAUCAGCAAUUGGAGCGCAGCAAUGGGCUGUUUGAACAUUCAAGUCUCCCUGCCGGAUGUGACCCGCCAUCUAACCUUCAUGUGCAGAGAUUUGCGCUCUUCGAUAUCGAUGUUUGGGUUGAUAAAGGCCAGAUUGUGGCAUCUAUCGAAUUCCUCAAAACCAUGAAUCAACAAGACAGAAUUGUUGGUUGGAUUCGCAAUUUUGAAACUGCUCUGAGCGAUAUGGCUCUUGAACUUUCUAGCGUUUCAGUAAACUGGACUUUAAGUGACUUCCCACUCGCCUUUAAGUCUUACGAUUCAAUCGAUGAAUUUCAUAGAAUUUGGUCUCAGCUUGCUUUCCAACAUGCUAAUAUCGAAGACAUUUUCCCUUGUUCACCUUUACAAGAAGGAAUUUUAGUAUCACAAGCUAGAGAAGAGACCAAUUACCAGCGAUGGGUUGAACUGGAAGUUCGAGUUAAUGGUGACAAUUGCCUCGAUAUCGACAAACUCAAAACGGCGUGGAAAGCAGUUGUGAAGCGCCAUGCACUCUUGAGAGCGAUUGUCUUUGACACCUUCCCCGGAACUAACAAGAUGAUGCAUGUUGUUCUCAAAGAUCCAACUCCCAGCAUAUCGUGCACGACUGCUAGGUUGAAUGCUCCCAGAGGAUUACAUAGAGAUAGUCUUCAACAUCAUCUUUCGAUUUUUAAUAUCGAAAAAAGCAAAGCCCAUAUUCUUCUUGAGAUGAACCACGCCAUAACGGAUGGCUUCUCACAAAGGAUUUUGUGUCGGGACCUCCAGUCUGCCUACAGUGGAGCCACUCUUGAAACUGCAGGAUCCUAUAAAAAUUUCAUUGAGCAUCUAGAGAGACAACGGCAUGAAGAAUCCGAUGCAUUUUGGGUUCAGAAUUUGGCUGGAAUUGAACCAUGUCACCUUCCAAUCUCCCACCUUAGCGGCGAUGUUUCUUCUACCAAAGCAAUGAAUUCAGUGCACGUCCAAGGCAUUGAAAGUCACAAGAUCCGUGACUUCUGUGCAAGCUGUGACGUGACGCCCGCCAUACUGGUCCAACUUGCAUGGGCGCUUGUUUUGAGAGCAUAUACAGGAUCGACCUCGCCUUGUUUUGGGAGUCUUUUCUCUGGCCGUGAUGUGAUGGUUCGUGGGGCUGAGGACACCUUUGGGCCGUUUAUCGGGCUGGUUCCAUUUCGCAUUCACCUUAACCAGGAGGACACUGUUCUCGAUACCUUGAAGCAGUCCCAAGAUAAUUACCUUAGCAUCUUACCAUACCAGCACUUUCCUCUCGCAAAGAUUCACAGAGCCCUUGGGCUAGGUUCACGGCCACUUUUCAACAGUUUGGUAUCAUUCCAAAAGGUUGAUGACUACGAUGAUGCCGACGGGGUAGAAUUACUGAUUAAAGAAAUCUCUAACUUUGAUCCAACUGAGUACGAUGUAACGGUUGACGUAAUGGAUAGUACCGCAGAAAUCGAUAUCCAGGUGGGCUCUAGGGCGGGAAGCCUAACAUCAGACGCCAUCAAUCGCCUUGCGGACUGUAUGAGCGUAGCACUCUCCAAUCUCGUACAAAAUCCUCGCCAAAGUGUUCAAGAGAUUUCUGUAAUCAGUGUGACCGAUUUACAACAACUACAGAACUGGAAUUCUACACUACCUGAAGCGCUGGACAGAUGUGUUCAUGAUAUGAUUAAUGAGCGCGUUAAAGCUCAGCCAAAUGCACCGGCAAUUUGCUCUUGGGAUGGCGAUCUCACCUACCUAGAACUAGAUCGUCUCGCCAAUGGUUUGGCUAAUCGACUGUUCCAACUUGGAAUUACACAAGGCAUGGUAGUGCCACUCUGCUUCGAGAAAUCACUCUGGACUUCAGUUGCCAUACUUGCGGUGCUAAAAGUCGGUGGUGCUUUCGCGCUCCUCGACACUUCACUACCAGAGCAGAGACUGCAAACCAUCGUUGAUCAAAUUGAGGCUAAGAUCAUCCUCUCAUCCACCUUGAAUAUUUCCCUUAGUUCAAGACUAUGUAAGACAGUCGAGCGGAUUGGCGUGGAUUCUGUGACUGCUACCGAUUAUCUCAUGCAUCGGAAGCCUCAGUCAUCUGCAACUGCUAUCUUUGCCAUAUUUACCUCGGGAAGUACUGGUACUCCAAAAGCUGCUAUUCUUACCCACUUAAACAUCGCCACAUGCCUGGAACACCAAGUAAAGAUGCUCGGUUUCAACAAGGAAUCUAGAGUGUAUGAUUUUGCGUCCUAUGCUUUCGAUGUCUCCGUGCAUAACCAAAUCGCCACAUUCGUCACUGGAGGCUGUCUAUGUGUUCCUUCUGACGACGAUCGUAAAAAUAAUUUGACCGGUUCAAUGAAGGCUAUGCGAGCGACCUUGAUCACUAUUACACCUUCAGUGGCUCGUCUUAUUGAUCCCCAAAUGGUUCCAGAUCUUAAAACUCUUAUAAUAGGCGGCGAGAUCAUCACGGCGAAUGAUGCUGCUCGGUGGUGGGGAAAGGCGCAUGUCGUCAAUAUUUAUGGGCCAGCCGAAUGCCACAUCAGCACGAUUAAUGCCACUGCGACUAAACCUGAGGAUAUUGUUCAUAUCGGUAAGGGCAUUGGCUUACUGACCUGGGUCGUAGACCCUAAUAAUCAUGAUUGCUUACUGCCUGUUGGCUGUAUCGGAGAGCUGGUCCUUGAGGGCCCGCUUGUUGGCGCAGGCUACAUCAAGGAGCCAGAGAAAACAGCCGCUGCAUUUAUUCAAGACCCGACAUGGCUGCUCCAAUUUGGUCGCAGUGGCCGAAUGUACAAGACUGGUGACUUAGUCUGCUAUAAUGAAGACGGAACGCUUAUGUUUCUCGGCCGAAAGGACACUCAAGUCAAGAUUCGUGGUCAGCGAGUCGAACUCGGAGAAAUUGAGCAUAGAGUUGAAGAGUGCUUUCUGGAAUCUAGCCAGGUGGCUGCCGAAGUUAUCGGUCCGUAUAAUAACAGGAUUCUGGUUGCAUUUAUCCAGUGUGAGACUGGCCCUGCCGCGGCCACAUUGUUACCUGCCCCAUCCCAUGUCAUGGAUCACCUGUCGAAGCACCUCCCUCACCACAUGAUACCUACGUUAUUUUUUUCUGUGCGACAACUUCCAAUGACCGCUACAGGGAAGGUUAACCGACGAAGCUUGCAAGAUAUUGGUGCCUCCCUCUCUGCUCAGGACGUGGCAGAGAUGCAAACCGCUACUCGAAAACAUAAGCGUCGGCCAAUAACUGAAAUAGAGCAACUAAUGCAAACAAUUUGGGCUCGUAUUCUUCAAAUCAACUUGGAGACUAUCGGUCUUGACGAUGCAUUCUUUCAACUUGGCGGCGAUUCGAUCGGUGCUAUGCGAGUCGUUGCUGAAUCUCGCAAACUCGGCCUUCAACUGACCGUUGCGGAUAUCUUCAACCACACCACCCUGCAGAACAUUUCGCAACAGAGCCUCUACACUCAAGCGCCUCCUUUUCAUGAAAUACCUCCAUUUGGCCUUAUGAGUAAAGAAACCGACAUUAGCUUACUCAUUCAAGAUCUUACAACCCAACAUCAGCUUGAAGCGAACAUCGUGGACAUUUACCCUUGCACGCCUCUUCAAGAAGGCCUCUUCUCCUUGUCGCUCAAGCGCGUGGGCGAUUACACUAUGCAGGCUACCUUAGAAUUGUCAUCUGAUAUUUCUCUUGACAGAUUUAAGAAAGCAUGGGAACACGUAUUCUGCACAAUGCCGAUUCUGCGCACGCGCAUUGUCCAGACCGACUUUGGCUUGCAGCAAAUCGUCCUUGAUGAAAAACUACAGUGGGCUAAGGCGACUAAUCUUAAAAAAUAUCUGCAAGCUGAUAGAGAUCAUGCAAUGGGUAUCGCUAAGCCGCUGAGUCGGUAUGCGCUCAUCCAAGACGACAACAGUAUUUCGAAGUGGUUUGUUUGGACCAUACACCACGCCCUUUACGAUGGAUGGUCUGAGCCAAUUCUGAAUCAGGCGGUGUAUAAAGCUUAUCUAGGACAUGAACUGGAAUCGGGACCUCCAUUUCAGAAUUUCAUCAAGUAUAUCGAGGAUAAGAAUAGCAGGAAGAUGGAAGACUAUUGGAGGAACACUUUCAGCGAAAGUAACGCCGUCCUGUUUCCGACCCUUCCACCAUCUAUUAAAGUACCACUUGCGGAUGAGUCAAUCGAACACUGCUUCCCUUAUCCUCAAAAGCGGACUCAAAACAUCACGACAUCGACGCUAAUUCGCGCAGCUUGGGCUUUAGUUGCUGGCAGCAUCACUGAUUCGAGAGAUGUUGUCUUUGGCGUCACAGUGUCUGGAAGGACUGCUCCCGUUACCGGAAUUGAGGCACUGGUAGCUCCCACAAUCGCUACUGUCCCAGUCCGUAUAGCUUUCUCCAAAGAGCAAACGAUUGGAAGUUUUUUAACUAUGGUACAACAACAAUCCAUCGACCUUAUACCCUAUGAGCAAGCCGGAUUGCAGAAAAUCGCAAAGCUUUCUGUAAAUACGCAGCAUGCAUGCAAUUUCCAGACAUUACUCGUCAUUCAACCGCAAGAGAGCGCCACAGAUAAUCCUCUCGGCCGAUGGAUAACUGAAGACCAGCAGCGCUGGUUUAAUACAUACGGGCUUGUUCUUGUCAUCCAAAUCGCUUCCAAAAAUGUCAUAGUGAAGGCCAGCUUUGAUACUAGGGUUAUAGACUCAUGGAACACAAGCCAGCUGAUGCAGAGACUCGAAUAUGUCUUUUCACAGCUGGCUAGCGCACCUCCAGGCGAUACACUGAGCAUGAUUGAGAUGGCUACACCCCAGGAUUUAGGGACAAUAUGGCAGUGGAACGGAACUGUCCCAACAGCAGCUGAUCGAUUUGUGCAAGAAAUGAUUGCAGAUUUUGCGUAUACCCAGCCAAAUGCAACAGCUGUUUGCGCCUGGGACGGCGACUUGACCUACAAAGAGCUUGACGAGCUUUCCACGAAACUUGGAGCUUAUUUAUUCAAGCUGGGCGCCAAUCCCAACACGUUUGUGUCAAUCUUCUUUGAGAAAUCCAAGUGGAAUACGGUUGCAAUGCUCGCCGUAAUGAAAUCAACCGCAUCCUUUGUCUUACUUGAUCCCUCGCUACCUAUGCGACGCCUGGAAGCAAUGGUAAGGGAAGUGCAAACGAUCAUGAUUGUGUCAUCUCCUCUUAAUAAGUCUAUAAGCGAGGGUCUCUGCAAAAAUGUUAUCACUAUCGAUUCCGCAUUUUUUAGCGAAUUAAGUGAUGAGGAAGUUCCACCUCGACCUGACUUCAAUGGGAUUAACUAUGUGGUAUUUACCUCAGGAACCACGGGAAACCCCAAAGGUGCCGUCAUAACCCAUAAAUGCUCUGCUUCUGCUGUAAAGUAUCAAGUCCCAGGGUUCGGGUAUACCACCGAAUCACGAGUUUACGAUUUCUCUACCUAUAGUUUCGACGGGGCCCAUUUCAAUGCUUUCACAGUUCUCGCCGCAGGUGGUUGUCUUUGUGUCCCAACCGACCAUGACCGAAAAAACAACUUGGCGGAAAGCAUGGAGGCUUUAAAAUCGAACACUGUUUUUCUCACACCGACAGUUGCGGCACUUAUAUCACCAGCGCAACUCCCUCACUUGAAGGUAAUGAUUCUAGGCGGAGAGGCCAUUCGUGUAAAUGACAUAAAGCCAUGGUGGGAUACUAACGGGGUGCGCGUGUUCACACUUUAUGGGACAAGCGAAUGCACGCCAGUUAGUAUGAUUAAUCCAUUUCCAGAAACCCCGGAAGCAGCCGUUGAUAUUGGAAAUGGAUACGGGGUGGUCACUUGGGUCGUGGAUCCGGAUAAUCAUAAUUCUCUCAUGCCUCUAGGAUGCAUCGGCGAACUACUUGUUGAAGGCCCUCUGGUUGGCACAGGCUAUAUCAACAAUCCUACCAAAACUGCCGCAGUAUUUAUCGAGAGUCCAGCUUGGAUGGUGAAGCGUGGCCGUACUGGUCGUCUCUACAAAACUGGCGAUCUCGUUCGCUAUAAAAAGGAUGGCAGCCUCCAGUUUCUAGGUCGAAAAGAUGCGCAAGUUAAAAUUCGUGGUCAACGAGUUGAACUUGAAGAUGUGGAGCGCUUGAUCCAGGAAUCUAUGCCCAACGUUAUACGAGCCGCAGCAGAAGUGAUCAUACCGCAAGGAGUGAAUUCGAGUCCUAUGCUAGUGGCAUUUCUUCAAAUGAAUAUUGAAACCUCGCUCGUAGGCCAGUCACAGAUACCAACUACAUCCACAGCCAGGAUUAUUACAAUUCCAGCGGAGGUUGAGCAAACGCUCUUCCAGAAUCUCCCUAGCUAUAUGAUGCCCUCCGUGUUUUUUGAAAUAGGAGCGCUUCCGCUCGGAGCCACGGGCAAACUGAAUCGAAAGUUAUUGCAAGAGAUAGGCUCGUCAUUGUCCUCCCAACGGUUAGCUGAGGCGCGAAUUGUUCACACGGGUCCGAAAAGGCAACCAACAACAGACAUCGAACACAAGUUGCAAAAUCUUUGGUCUAAAGUCUUAGAUAUUAAGCCCGCCUCUAUGAUUGGGUUGGAUGAUAGCUUCUUUAAGCUUGGAGGUAACUCGAUCACUGCUAUGAAAGCUGUUGGAGAGGCUCGCAAGCUUGGCUUGCAGCUUUCAGUGGCGAACAUCUUCCUUUUCCCGAAAUUACAUCAGACAGCGGAGCAUGUUAUUUCUUUAGAGAACAACACCCCGGCGCAAAUGAUAACAAAGAUGGAAUCAAAUGAGCCUAUAGAGCAAUCAUUUGCACAGGGCCGUCUAUGGUUCCUUGAGCAGCUCUAUCCAGGUCUCAAUUGGUAUCACAUGCCUUGUGUGAUGAGACUAAGAGGCCCUCUUAAUAUUGAGGCACUCCGCAUUGCUCUGAUAUCUCUUGAACGCCGACACGAAACUCUUCGAACCGUGUUUUUUACUGCAAACGGCAUUGGAAUGCAGAGAGUCCUCCCGAUAAGAGACCGCUCUCAUUUGGGCAUCAUUCAAAUGCCGCUAGAUGAGAACGCGAGCCUCAUGAGUGCUCUCCGAAGGGAUGAAACAACUCCAUUUGACCUUGAAAGAGAGCCUGGAUGGAGAGUUAUGCUCUACAAAGUGGAAGAAAAUCACUACGUUCUAUCAAUUGUCAUGCAUCACAUUAUUUCUGACGGUUGGUCUGUUGAUAUUCUUCGCAAGGAACUAGCGUCAUUUUAUUCUGCAGCAAUUCGCGGUAUCCAGGAUCCCCUCUGCGAGAUCGAUCCACUGCCAGUUCAAUAUCGUGACUUCUCAAACUGGGAAAAGGGGCAGGCUAGCGAACAUGACCAACAGCUUGAAUACUGGGCUACUCAACUAAAAACCAGCCGACCAGCCGAGAUGUUCUGUGAUAAGCCGCGCCCUACUUCGCUAUCUGGACACGCCGAUGUCCAAAAUUUCACCAUAAAUGGAAGGCUAUACAAGAGUCUGGAGAAAUUUUGUCAAAACAAAAAUGUUACACCUUUCAUUGCCCUACUUGCGGCUUUCCGUGCCACUCAUUACCGCCUCACCAAUCAGUUUGAUGCUACUAUAGGGAGUCCCAAUGCUAAUCGCGACCGAUGGGAGAUCAAGGACGUAAUUGGUUUCUUCGUCAACAUGCAGUGUCUCCGUAUAAUAAUCGACGAGGAUUCGAUGAGCUUUGACAGAUUAAUUGAUCAAGUGCAAUCUGUCAUUAUUGAUUCUUUUGCCAAUCAGGAUGUUCCAUUCGAAAGAGUUGUCUCCAAAUUGCAGCACAAAAGAGAUCUGUCACGCCAUCCUCUGGUACAAAUAAUCUUUGCUGUCCAUUCCCAGCUAGACUUAGGACAGCUCGGAUUUGAGGGCAUCGAGACCCAAUACAUCGACCAGUCUAUCACUUCACGGUUCGAUCUUGAGUGCCACAUAUUCCAAGAACGAGCUGGCUUUCGGUGUGAGCUUCUAUACUCAACAGAUCUGUUCACCCGUAAGACAAUUAGAAAUUUUGUCUCUACAUUCAGAGAGCUUUUAACACAAGCUCUCGAGGACCCAUAUCUACCAAUCCAGUCCAUGAACCUAUUAACAAAUGAUAGCCUCGCAACGCUCAACGAAAAAGCUGCCGCCGGAGAUGUUACUCCGGAUUUUCCUCGCGGGCUGAGCGUUGUUGAUCUGUUCCAGCAACAGGUUAUUGGGUGUCCAAAUAAAAUGGCUGUUAAAGAUGCUUCGUUGGAGCUAACAUAUACCGAUUUGGGCCAAAGGUCUGAUGUCAUUGCCUCUUGGUUAAUUGGGCGCGAACUUGUGCCUGAAACAUUGAUAGGCGUUUAUGCCACCCGCUCAAGUGAAACAAUCAUAGCAUUUUUGGGGAUAUUGAAAGCGAAUUUGGCUUAUAUGCCUUUUGACUCAAAGAUACCUGUUGAACGACUGCAUCGCAUUUUUGCAUCUAUCAACAGCUCUGGUAUUGUCCUUGUCGGCACCGGUGUCCAGCGUCCUCUACCCACAAACAGUGUCGAGUUUGUUCACAUAGAGGAAAUUUUCAACCAGCAAUCCAGCAUUGGCAUCUUGAAAGGACCUCAGGCCCCCUCGCAAGCCAGCCUUGCCUACGUUAUGUUUACGUCUGGGUCAACGGGUCGGCCAAAGGGCGUUAUGAUUGAGCACCGUAAUAUUGUGCGGCUUGUCAAGAAUACAAAUAUGCUACAGCAUUCAUCUAAUGCCACAAUGGCGCAUAUUUCAAAUAUUGCCUUCGACGCAUCGACAUGGGAGAUAUAUGCUACCCUAUUAAACGGUGGAACUUUGAUCUGCAUUGACACAACGACGACUUUAGAUUACGAGAAAAUGGCAAGUAUUUUUUUAAAGGAGCAUAUCGAAGCCAUGUUCGUCACGCCGGCUCUUCUAAAACAAUACCUCAUUGAUUGUCCCUCUAUCGUUGGUGAAUUAGGGACAUUAUACAUUGGUGGUGAUCGACUAGAUCCUCAAGAUGUAUUCACAGCUCGUGCCCUCAUGAAGCAUGGUAGUAAAAUUGUCAAUGGGUACGGCCCAACUGAAAAUACAAGUUUUAGUACCAUGUAUACCUUAUCAGCAAACGAGCUUUGCACGAAUGGCGUGCCAAUCGGGCGAGCCAUUAGCAACUCUGGUGCAUAUGUUAUGGACUCACAGCAGCAUUUGGUUCCUCUCGGAGUAGUGGGAGAACUGGUUGUUACCGGCGACGGAUUGGCUAGGGGAUAUACCGACAGUGAACAAAAUAUUGAUCGCUUCAUCACUAUUUCUGUCGAUGGGAAGACUGCCCUCAGGGCAUAUCGUACCGGGGACUACGUCCGUAAUCGGCCCACAGAUGGGCUUAUCGAGUACAUUGGACGGAUGGAUCGACAAAUCAAGGUGAAUGGCCAGCGUGUUGAACCUGAAGAGAUUGAUCAUGUCUUGCGAAGCCAUGAGAACAUUGCGGAUGCCAUUUCUGUGCUCCAAGAAAUAAAAGGGCGAGAAGCACGGCUCGUUAGUUUCGUUACUUUACAGGCGACUAUUUCUGAAGAGCAAGUUCAGAAUUUUACACGGACAAGCGACGAUGAAACCAAACAAAUUGAAUCCUGGGAAGAGCUUUUCAAUAAAGAUACGUAUGAUUCAUUUGAUAGUCUUCCAUCCAGCUUAGCAGGCCGAGACUUCGUCGGUUGGUCCUCGAUGUAUAGUGGGCAUGAUAUUGACAUUGAGGAGAUGAACGAGUGGCUUGAUGAUACUAUUAACAGUAUCACCAAUGGAUCUGAAUCACUAAAUGUCUUAGAGCUAGGAUCAGGAAGUGGUAUGAUUUUGUUCAAUCUUUCUUCAUUCUUGGAAAGCUAUAUUGGCCUGGAUCCCUCCGAAAGGGUUAUCAACUGGGUUGCUAAGUCAUCGACGACCAUUCCUGGUCUUUCUGAAAAGAUUCGGCUGCAAAAGGGCACAGCAGCAGAUAUAUCUCAGCUGGGGUCAAUAUCACCCAAUGUUGUCAUUGUCAACUCGGUUGUUCAAUAUUUUCCGAAUCAUGAGUACUUGUUAAGAAUUAUUGGAGAUAUUCUUCAAUUGGAGAGUGUCACAACGGUCUUCAUUGGUGACGUCCGUUCUUACGCAAUGUACAAAGAAUUUCAGGUCGGCAAAGCACUCUUUCUCCAUGGGAACAACACUAGCAAAGACGAUAUCCAGGACAUUAUGAUGGAUAUAGAACAGAGCGAGCUGGAAUUAUUGGUUGAUCCAGGCUUCUUUACUGGAUUGCAAACUCAAUUUCCCGACCGAAUCCAUCAUGUCGAGAUAUUGCCAAAACGGAUGAAGGCAGUAAAUGAACUGAGCUGCUUCCGAUACGCGGCCGUAAUACAUGUACAGCAUGGUGGAUUGGAGCAAGAAAUCCACAACGUUGGCAAAAGCGAGUGGCUGGAUUUUACAGAACGGCAGCUAGACCAGGAAAAACUUUUAAAGCUGAUGAAAAGCUCAAAAUUUCCCCUGGCGAUCAGCAACAUUCCUUACCGAAAAACCAUUCUUGAGAGACUUGUCAUUGACUCGUUAACCGAUAUUUCCAAUGAUGAUAUAAAUUGGCUCUCGAAUGCCACUGAAAUGGCUGCAACGCUCCCCUCUCUAGAUACAGUCGAUUUGGAAAAGAUUGCUAAACAAGCGGGUUGCCAAGUGGAGAUCAGUUGUGCCCGCCAGUAUACUCAGCGCGGUGGUCUCGAUGCAAUUUUCCAUCUCAAUACGUCUGAUAGAGGCCGACGAGCGCUGUUUCGAUUCCCUACAGAUCAUGAUGGACGCUCGCUCUCUAAACUGAGCAGCCAACCUCUUCAACAGCAGAUUAAACACAGGAUACGCCAACAGCUACAAAAGAAGGUCGAAGCCCAAUUGCCGUCCUAUAUGACUCCAAAGAUGAUCACAUUCCUUGACAAAAUUCCAAUAACCGGAAAUGGGAAAGUGGACCGCCAUGCACUUAUGAAGAAUUUACAGAGACGCACCACGAGAGAGGGAACAUUGCGACAGCCAUCAACCGAAAAUGAAAGGCAAAUGCGGAAAAUUUGGGCUCAAGUUUUGAAUCUCGAACCAUCUACAAUUAGUUUGUCCGAUAAUUUCUUCGCAAUCGGUGGUGAUUCGCUUGGAGCUAUGAAAGUCGUGGGGCUUGCUCGCAAAGCUGGUCUGAAACUCACCGUUGCCGAUAUAUUUCGUGGCUCUAACUUGGAGAAGAUUUCAAGCAACAUCACCAUGCUCGAUAGUACUUCUUUAGUCAUACCGAGGAGCGAAUCAAACGGCCCCGUCGAGCAAUCCUUUGCCCAGAGGCGGCUAUGGUUUCUAGAGCAGCUUCAUCCUGGUUUGACAUGGUACUUAGUGCCAUGUGCUAUUCGAUUGAGAGGAUAUCUUAAUAUUGAGGCUUUAAGGGUGGCAAUACUGGCAUUAGAAAGCCGUCAUGAAACAUUACGUACGACUUUUGACAGUGUUGACGCUAUCGAGGUGCAACUAAUUCGUCCAUUCCAGCCCAAAGACCUAAUGGUUAUUGAUGUUGUGGAUGAACAUGCUCUCAUGGAGGCGUUGCACCGAGACCACACAACUCCAAUAGACUUACGUACAGAACCAGGAUGGAGAAUUACGCUGUAUCGUCUUGGGUGUGAUGACAACAACCAUGUCUUGUCAAUUGUUAUGCAUCAUAUUAUUUCUGACGGUUGGUCCAUCGAGAUUCUACAGAGAGAGCUGGCAAUGUUUUACAAGAUUGCGAUUCAGAAGCAACAUCCUCUAUCCAUGAUUGAGGCACUUCCCAUUCAAUAUCGUGACUUUUCUAUCUGGCAAAAAUCGAAGCAUCAAUCGCAAGAGCAUGAAAAACAAUUGAACUACUGGGUAAAUCACUUAGAAACAAGCAAAGCGGCGGAGUUCUUUUGUGAUAAGCCAAGACCAGCAACUCUUUCUGGCCAUGCAGGCGUACAGAGUCUCAGGCUGGAGGGUGAAAUUUAUGAUCGACUAGAAACAUUCUGCAAGUUACAACAAGUGACACCCUUUAUCGUGUUGCUUGCUGUCUUUCGAGCUACUCAUUUUCGAAUGACUGGCGUCACUGAUGCUAACAUUGCAACGCUUAACGCUAACCGCCACCGAUGGGAAGUUAAGGAUAUAAUUGGAUUCUUCGUCAACCUUCAAACCAUUAGAAUCCGGACUGAGGAGGAAUCCUUAGAAGAGCUUGUGCAACAAGUUCACAAGGCCAUAGCUGAUUCAACCGCUAACCAGGACGUACCAUUUGAAAAUAUUGUUUCAAAGUUGCAAAAGGAUAGAGACCCGUCUCGUCAUCCACUCUCACAGAUUCUAUUUAUUGUGCACUCUCAAAAGAACCUUGGAUCAUUCACAUUGGAAGGUCUGAUUACUGAACAAAUUCCUGUGCCUCCAACGACUAGAUUCGAUAUGGAAUUUCACUUCUUUCAAGAGUCGGGUGCCCUUCAAGGAGAAAUCUUGUUCUCAACCGACCUCUAUGCCACUGAAUCAAUCACCAGCAUACUAUCCAUGUUUAAUACACUACUCAAAAAUUCUCUUAAAGAUCCUCAUAUAUCUCUUGCUUCUCUACCCUUACUGUCGGGUGAAGAUCUAGUUGCAAUGAAAAGGAGAGGUCUUCUCGACAUUGUCCAGUCAGAGUACCCUCGGGACUCUAGCAUAGUGGAUCUCUUCCGCGAACAAGUAGCAGUUCAUCCCGGGCGCUUAGCCGUCAAAGAUGAUUCUCCGACGGAGCUCACAUAUGCACAGCUUGAUCAAUUAUCAGACAAUCUUGCCAAUUGGCUAAGCAAGUACUCAUUUGCUCCUGGAACUCUUAUUGGCGUUUUCUGUAAGCGAUCUUGUCAAUCAGUUCUUACUUUUAUGAGUAUUUUGAAGGCUGGUUUGGCGUAUCUGCCUUUCCAUUUGAAGACACCCUGGUCUAGAAUGAAGGCUAUUCUAUCAACAUUACCAGGUCGCAAGAUAGUCAUAGUUGGCAGUGACAUUGAACCACCUUGCUUACAACAUGAAGACACUGAAUUUAUUCGCAUUACAGAUGCAAUGGAAGAGCAAAAGUUGCACAAUUAUAGACCUCGAUCAUGCAUCACGGCCUCGGGUGAGAGUCUUGCAUAUGUCAUGUUCACCUCUGGUUCAACAGGUAAUCCUAAAGGUGUCAUGAUUCAACACCGAGGCGUCGUCCGCUUAGUUAAAGAGAGCAACGUGGCCAAGCACAUUCCGCCUGCAGCGAUCAUGGCCCAUCUGACAAACAUCGCCUUUGAUGUCUCAGCAUGGGAGCUAUAUGCAGCUCUUCUGAAUGGUGGUACAUUAAUAUGUAUUGAUACCGCUGUAUUACUUGACUCCAGAGCUUUAACCGAUACAUUCACCAAAGAGAAGAUCCAGGUUGCUUCUUUCACGCCAGCGCUUCUCAAAAUUUUACUGGAGCAAGCACCCACUGCUCUCGCUUCUGUGGAGGCUCUAUAUAUUGCCGGGGAUAGAGCUGACGUCCGAGAUCUGACAGCUGCACGAACUCUUAUGAAGAGCAAUGUGGUUAUUAAUGCCUAUGGGCCGACAGAAAACUCAGUGUUUAGUACAUUUUAUAUCAUGUCGGACGAAAAGAAAUGUGUAAACGGUGUACCCAUUGGGCACUCAGUUAGCUGUUCCGGUUCAUAUAUCGUUGACAAGAACCAACGCCUUGUGCCUCUCGGAGUUGUUGGAGAGCUGGUAGUCACUGGUGAUGGCCUCGCAGUGGGUUAUACUGAUCCUGAUUUGAAUCUUAACCGAUUUAUUACAAUUGAUGUUCAAGGCGAACGAGUGAGGGGUUAUCGUACAGGCGAUUAUGUCCGUUGGAGGCCUAUCGAUGGUGAAAUUGAGUUUUUUGGGCGCGUGGACGGCCAAGUCAAAAUCCGCGGUCACCGGGUAGAAUUGGGAGAAAUCGAGCACGCUCUGCGAGCUUAUGACGCUGUGAAUGACGCAGCUGUCGUCUUGAAACAGGAUGAACUUCAAGAGCCUCAACUUCUUGCUUUCGUCGCUCCGAACGAAAAUAUUGACCCCACUCAGGGACACGACAUGGGCACGAACGAUCACGUAAAGUCGUGGGAAGACCUUUUUAAUACUGGAACAUAUGAAGCAGUUGAUCAAGUGGAAGUCGCAAAGAUUGGAAGAGAUUUUAUUGGUUGGUCUUCUAAUUAUGACGGAAGCUCCAUUGGUUCAGGCGAGAUGAACGAGUGGCUUGAUGAAACAAUCACCGCAAUCAAAAAUAGUGGCCAGCCCCUCCGGGUUCUCGAGGUAGGAACGGGUACCGGUAUGAUCUUGUUUAAUUUGCCCAAUGGACUUAUCCAGUAUACCGGACUUGAGCCAUCUGAGCGUGCCGUUGAGUUUGUUCUCCGUUCGGUCCAGUCAAUCCCGGCUCUUUCCCACAAGGUUUGUUUAUACAAAGGCACAGCAGCCGAUAUUGCGAACCUUCCAACCACAGCGGCGCCCAAUCUUGCAAUUAUCAAUUCAGUCGCACAAUAUUUUCCCAGUCAAGAGUAUCUUCUACAUGUUAUUGGAAACAUUCUCAAGCUUGGUACUGUUGAGACGAUUUUCUUUGGUGACAUUCGAUCGAAUGCACUUUACCGAGAGUUCCAAGCAAGCAAAAUCUUGUUCACCUUGGGCGAUGCAGUGAUUGGAAAGGACGAAUUUCGCCAGAGAAUGGAUGAGUCAAAUCGCACUGAGCUUGAGUUGCUUGUUGACCCCGCCUUCUUCACUGCUCUCCCAAUGAGGAUGCCACAGAUAGAGCAUGUGGAGAUCCUACCGAAACAUAUGCAUGCCACCAACGAAUUAAGUGGCUUUCGUUAUGCAGCCGUGCUACAUGUCAAAUCGAAAGAGCGGCGGCGAAUUCAUGAGAUUGGAGACAAUAAAUGGAUGGAUUUUGUGAAAGAGAAACUGGAGAGGGAGUCACUUUUACAAUGCUUGCAAAGUACAAAUUCUGCGGCUGUAGGGAUUAGUAACAUUCCUUACAGCAAAACUAUUGUCGAGAAGUUCCUCCUUGAGUCGCUUGACAAUGGUUUCGAUCAUCACCAUUGGAUCCUUACAUCUCGUCAAUCAGCUCAGCGCUGCGCAUCAUUGUCACCUACUGACUUAUCCGAACUGGCUGUAGCCUGUGGUUUCAGAGUUGAGAUUAGUUGGGCUAGACAAUACUCCCAACGUGGCGGCAUCGAUGCCAUAUUUCAUCGUGGCGAUCAAAAAGGAGAGCAUCACGGCAGAGUAUUGUUCAAGUUUCCUUUGGAACCUAAUGACAGGCCGUCCCACUCUCUUACAAGUCGCCCAUUGCGGCAACAGUGGUAUCGAAAGAUUCAACAAGACUUAAAUCAGCUGCUGAGAGAUCAGCUCCCUCCUUAUAUGAUCCCUCAAGCAAUCAUUAUUCUUGAGAAGAUGCCAGUCAACGACAACGGAAAGGUUGACCGCAAAGCACUUGCCAUUCCAUUCAAGACUCAUCCCCUCGUGCCACCCGGGGCAAUUGCAACGCCAAGUAAUGAUACAGAACGAGCUAUGCAGAGAAUUUGGGCUCAGGUCCUAAAUAUCGAUCAUUCUCUAAUCAGCAUUCAUGAUAACUUUUUCCACCUUGGUGGGAACUCUAUUUUGGCGAUGAGGGUUAUCUCAGAAGUUCGCAAACUUGGUCUUAAACUAGUAGUGGCUGACAUUUUCAACUGUGAUACACUUAAGCAAUUGGCUCUCCAUUGUACGAAGGUCGACGAGGACGAGGAUGAUAUCCGCUCCAUUGUUCUUAUUGAGCCUACUGUCAAAGCCACUCUUUUAAAUGAAAUCAAUCGUCUUGAUCUAAGCUUUGGCAGUUCCGCAGUUUCAGAUAUUCUUCCGCUGACGAACUUCCAAUGCAAGACAAUUAUGCACGGUAUUACGACAGGACACCAUGCGAAUUAUUUUUACUUCAACCUUGGCAAAGAUGUAAAUAUUGAAAGGCUAAAGACAAGCUGUGCCAUGACGUUAGAGAAAUUUCCUAUUCUGCGAGCUUCCUUCUUGCGCCUCGGGGGAGAAUUUUGGCAAAUCAUUCUCCGCAACAGGCUGGAUCUAGCUCCAGUACAAAUUCGAAAUGUCAGCGAAGAUCUCGAUAAAGCUUCAAAUAGCUACUGUUUUGAGGAUUCGAAGAGGUUAAGCUCAUCAGAAUUCCCACUAGCUUUCGUCCUGCUUUGUAACCUAUCUGAAGGUUCACGAUUGAUCGUUCGCCUAUCACAUGCUCAGUACGAUGGAGUAUCUUUCCCUAUUAUAUUCCAGUCAUUGAUGAACAGCUAUAAUGGUAUUGAGCUUCCAUCUGGACCCAAUUUCUCAAAGUUUUUAUCAUACAGCCGUCAAAAACGGGAGAGUUCGAUCGAAUAUUGGAAGAAAGUACUACAGGGUUCCACGCCAACUCCAAUUAAGCCGAAGACACGUCCACAGAUUAUACUGGCCGGUAUCAAUACUCCUCAGCGCAUAUUUGAAAAUGCAGAGAUCAGCCUCCCACAAUUACCCAGCAAGGUCACUACUGCAACUCUCACAACGUCUCAGCUUUUACAAUCUAUUCAACAGCAAUUUGUACAUCUCGGUGAAGCGGACUCCCUCGGUUUCAGGGAUAUUAUUGAUCACUGUACUGAGUGGCCAGUUGGAUCCGACUUUGAUGUGGUUAUUCAGCAUCAAAAUAUUGAAGAGCAUCCAGAAAUUACUUUUUCCCAAGGCUCAUCUAGGGUCCAAUUUUAUACCAAUCCAGACAUUGUGCCAUCAUCCUUGUUUAUUAUAUCGUACCCUAAAGGGCGCCAGCUGGAGAUUCAACUUUUUGCAAACACCGACAUUUUAACAGAGAAGGCAGCCCGCACUAUGGUCCAUAAUCUUUGCCAUAUUAUCACAGAGAUCGGCAACCAGCUGAGUGGAUCUUUAUCAUCUCUUGUGGGUGGUCUCCAGUUGAGAGUCAACUAA